AGAUUUUUAUGGGCAGCAAAUUUUCACAGAACACGGGGUCUCUUCUGGUUGAUCAUUAUCAGGGGGGAGGGCGGCUCUCUUACACAGACUUCCUCUGGUAUCUCCAGUCACUGACCGUCUGCAGCAAUGACCACAUCACAGAGGAGUCUGGCCAAGGGCAGCGCUGCCCCAGGACCGGUACCGGAGGGAGUCAUCCGGAUUUAUGGCAUGAGAUUCUGUCCCUAUGUCCAAAGAGCAAUCCUUGUCUUGGUUGCCAAAGGAAUCAAACAUGAAGUCGUCAACAUUAACCUAAAGAACAAGCCGGACUGGUUUUUUGAGAAAAGUCCCCUGGGAUUGGUGCCGUCUAUUGAAACCUCGGAUGAUAAAAUAAUCUAUGAAUCUCUAAUUAUUUGCGACUAUCUGGAUGAAGCCUUUCCCGGGGUUAAGCUGACCCCUGCAGACCCCUAUGAAAAAGCACAACAGAAGAUUCUUCUGGAACAUUUCAACGCGGUUAGAAUUCUGGCAUUCAAUAUCCUGCUUGCCAGAACAAAAAAUGAAGAUUACUCUGAGUUGAAGACAAAGGUCUUUGAGAAAUUCAAACCAUUUGAAGAGGCACUUACCAAGAGGAACAUCCCAUACCUUGGUGGAGAAUCCUUGUCUAUGAUCGACUACAUGAUCUGGCCCUGGUUUGAACGACUGCACGUAUCUGAUAUCACAGAGGUUUUGGAGAAAAUGCCACGUAUCAAUGCCUGGUACAAGCUUAUGCUGCAGGACCCUGCUGUGAAACAGACCUUUAUCCACCCAGAUGUGAUUUCCGGCUUUACCCGCCUAUAUUUUGAGGACAAUGUAGAUGCAGCUGAUUAUGGCCUUGACUGAUGAAAAUCGUAUGAAAACUGCAACCUCCUUUCCACAAAAUACUGAUUGAGGGGUGCUAUAUACCUGUUUCCACCAAAUACUGAUUGAGGGGUGCUAUAUACCAGUUUCUGCCAAAUACUGAUUGAGGGGUGCUAUAUACCAGUUUCUGCCAAAUACUGAUUGAGGGGUGCUAUAUACCUGUCUCCGCCAAUACUGAUUGAGGGGUGCUAUAUACCAGUUUCUGGCAAAUACUGAUUGAGGGGUGCUAUAUACCUUCUUCCAACAAAACUGACUGAGGGCUGCUUCCCGGAAAACCUUAUAAUAAAAUCUUUUCCAAGUAUUGCGCUGUCAUUGUCUAUUGCAGGGAUGGCCAACCUGAUGCUUUCCAGCUGUUGCAAAACUACAACUCCCAUCAUGCCCAGACAGUCUACAGCUAUCAUUCUUCAGCAGGGCAUGGUGGGAGUUGUAGUUUUACAACAGCUGGAGAGCCGCAGGUUGGCCAUGUCUGGUCUAUUAAAUACGUUCAACUCCUUUAAAGUGAAACCUUAUGUUGAUAGGUUCCUUAAAUGUCCUGUUUUAUCCCCUUUUCAAUAAAAGACUUAAAGGAAA
Molecule: messenger RNA, 1443 nt
Organism: Bufo gargarizans (Asiatic toad)
Lineage: Eukaryota; Metazoa; Chordata; Amphibia; Anura; Bufonidae
Product: glutathione S-transferase omega-1-like
Exons: 7
Coding region: 127-855 (242 amino acids)
Biological process (GO): glutathione metabolic process
Cellular component (GO): cytoplasm
Molecular function (GO): glutathione dehydrogenase (ascorbate) activity; glutathione transferase activity
Source: RefSeq, a predicted model, not a curated record